GGGGCGGACGCGGAGCCGUGGCUAGUCUCGCGCAGCAGUUGUGAGCGCGUGAGGGACCUGUGCUGCGUUGCGUGCUGGGAGGCAGCAGCAGCAGGAGCAGCAGGAGCAGCAGCCGCCUGUGAGGAAAUCAUGAAGCAUUACGAGGUGGAGAUUCUGGAUGCAAAGACUCGGGAGAAGCUGUGUUUCUUGGACAAGGUGGAGCCCCAUGCCACCAUCGCAGAGAUCAAGAACCUUUUCACUAAGAGCCAUCCGCAGUGGUACCCUGCCCGCCAGUCCCUCCGCCUGGACCCCAAGGGCAAGUCCCUGAAGGAUGAGGACGUUCUGCAGAAGCUGCCUGUGGGCACCACAGCCACACUGUACUUCCGGGACCUGGGGGCGCAGAUCAGCUGGGUGACGGUCUUCCUGACAGAGUACGCGGGACCCCUUUUCAUCUACCUGCUCUUCUAUUUCCGGGUGCCCUUCAUCUAUGGCCACAAAUAUGACUUCACGUCCAGCCGGCACACGGUGGUGCACCUCGCCUGCAUCUGCCACUCAUUCCACUAUGUCAAGCGCCUGCUGGAGACGCUCUUCGUACACCGCUUCUCCCAUGGCACCAUGCCCUUGCGCAACAUCUUCAAGAACUGCACCUACUACUGGGGCUUCGCUGCGUGGAUGGCCUAUUACAUCAACCACCCUCUCUACACGCCCCCCACCUAUGGAGCUCAGCAGGUUAAACUGGCACUGGCCAUCUUUGUGAUCUGCCAGCUGGGCAACUUCUCCAUCCACAUGGCCCUGCGGGACCUGCGGCCGGCUGGAUCCAAGACCAGGAAGAUCCCAUACCCCACUAAGAACCCCUUCACGUGGCUCUUCCUACUGGUGUCCUGCCCCAACUACACCUAUGAGGUGGGGUCCUGGAUAGGCUUUGCCAUCAUGACACAGUGUCUCCCAGUGGCCCUCUUCUCUCUGGUGGGCUUCAUCCAAAUGACCAUUUGGGCCAAGGGCAAGCACCGCAGCUACCUGAAGGAGUUCCGAGACUACCCGCCCCUGCGCAUGCCCAUCAUCCCCUUCCUGCUCUGAGUCGCCCACCCCCACCAGCUCCUACAGUCAGGCUCUUGGGAGCCGGGCUCUUGUACCCCACCCUGUGUCCUCCUGGGGGAGGAACGGGGGUACACUGCUGUCCAGCACCUGGAAUAAAAUCUGCCUGCCCAGCUGGAUCCAGA
Messenger RNA from Eptesicus fuscus (big brown bat), 1199 nucleotides. RefSeq names its product trans-2,3-enoyl-CoA reductase (gene TECR). The record is from RefSeq and is a predicted model, not a curated record. NCBI's taxonomy places the organism in Eukaryota, Metazoa, Chordata, Mammalia, Chiroptera, Vespertilionidae. Gene Ontology annotation, biological process: very long-chain fatty acid biosynthetic process. The coding region runs from base 130 to 1056 and encodes 308 amino acids. The transcript is spliced from 13 exons. Gene Ontology annotation, molecular function: oxidoreductase activity, acting on the CH-CH group of donors.